GCCUCCCUAGAACGCGCGCGGCACCAUGUCGGCAUCAACUAGCGGCGGCGGGCCGCUCUCGCCCCAGGCGGCCGCGGCGCUACAGGAGGGUAUCGGGCUGGUGUUCGGGCGCUGGACGGCGCUGCAGAUGGCGGUCGAGAACCAGUGGGGCGGCCGCGACUCCCGCGCCAAGGCCGACCAGCUCGCCGCGUCCAUCCUCUCCUGGUUCGUGAACUCCAAGGGUCCAUUUUAUUACGAUGACUUGGAGGAUAUGAUGUUUGACAGCAUGUCUGAUUCCUUCAAUACUGAAGUUGAGGAUGGUAGCGUUGGGGAGGUUGCUAAGAAAUUAUUGGAAAUGCAUGAAGAAUGCCUACAAAACAACUUUUCAUCAAUUGAGAAGCUAAGGAAUACACGUCCUCAAGGAAAUGCUGUCUCCCAAAGUAGACAGAUUGCAACCGAGGAUGAUGAUAGCUCGGAUGAUGAUGAUGACCCAUCAAUGGUGGAAAAUGAAGCUGCUAGGUCAGAGGACAUGGCGGUGGAUGAGCCAAAACCUUCCAAGCCUACCCCUGAUGCUGAUGGGUGGACAACUGUGCCACCUAGGCAUGGCCGAGGCAAGAAGUAAGCAGACGCAAACCUUGGCAGGACACAUAGAGGCUGUUUUGUUCUUUUCAAGUGUGAUUAGCAAAAGCUUGGGUCAAUUCCUACCUGUGCCGUUCUGGUCUAUAGGUUUUUAAGUAUUACGCUCUAUGUGUGCUGUCUGGAUUUUUAUUAGAGAUGUUGUGUGUUGCAAGCUGUCUUGACCACUCUCAUGGUGUUGGACAUGGCAACAAAAGAUUCUAGCUGUAA
Lolium rigidum is the source of this 825-nucleotide messenger RNA. RefSeq names its product pre-rRNA-processing protein TSR2-like. The record is from RefSeq and is a predicted model, not a curated record. Gene Ontology annotation, biological process: maturation of SSU-rRNA from tricistronic rRNA transcript (SSU-rRNA, 5.8S rRNA, LSU-rRNA). Gene Ontology annotation, cellular component: nucleus. The transcript is spliced from 4 exons. Lineage: Eukaryota; Viridiplantae; Streptophyta; Magnoliopsida; Poales; Poaceae. Bases 26 to 601 code for a protein of 191 amino acids.